CGUGUCUAUGAACUGGUUCUCGCUGAGACUUCUGCGGAACACUCAAAAUGACACAACCAUAUAUCCAAACAGUGUUGCGGCUUCUGAUACUAUGUCUGCCAGUCCUGGGUGUAUCAACACAGACAGCCAUAAGCCCAUCUACUACAAGGCAUGUUCUAAAAGGAUGGGUUCCAAACGCUUGCACACUGGUUGUAUGUGCACCAUCUGGAAGAGGCCCAGAAGAGAAAAAUGGAGAUCAAGAGCUCCAGGGUCCAGUAGGAGCACCUAGCAUCCAAGAACCACAAAGAGAUGAUGGAGCAAGGCGCAAAAAGAGAUUAAGAAGAGACGCUAACCAAGUAGAGCUUGAGUGUCUUAGAAAGGAAAUAAGGAAUGUGCAAACACAACUGAACACUUACAAAGCUGCAAUCAACCAGACCCUAAAAGUCCUCCUCAUGCCUCAUGGUGGGAUGGUCGGCAACAAAAUCUUCAAAACUGAUGGCUCUACAGGUGACUAUGAGACUGCAAAAACUCUCUGCUCACAAAUGGGAGCGACGAUUGCCUCGCCAAGGAAUGCUGCGGAGAACAAAGCGGUACAACAAAUAGUACAGUGGCGAAACCAAAAAGCCAUUCUAGGAAUCAAUGACAUUGAGAGCGAAGGCACGUUUGUUUAUUAUAUGACUGGUGAAAUAAUAGGAUACUCCAACUGGGCAUCAGGAGAACCUAAUAAUCUUGCCAAUGAAGACUGUGGAGAAAUACAUCCUGAUGGCAAAUGGCAUGAUCGGCGGUGUGAACUCGAGUGGUUAGUCAUUUGUGAGUGGUUAGUCAUUUGACUGGUUAGUUAUUUGCAAAUUCCAAAAUGUCCUCUGUUUCUGUUUUCUUUGGCUCACCGUUAGUUCUAAUGGUUUCCAAUUUCAGUGGCAGUGCAGUUUGAAGGGACACUUGCAUGAAAGAUUUUAAACCUGUGAUAAUUCCAAAUCUUACUGUACAUGUUACAUUUUUGCUGCACGGAGUUGAUAACUGUUAGGCUCCAGAUGUAUUAUUAAUUGUGCUUUCACCAGUGAUUUGUUUUCUAUUGAUAUUUCCACUGUCUGAUAUUUUAUACUCAUAUGGGUAAUUUUUAUUUGCUUACUUGAGUGAUGAGAAAAAACUGGUAGAAGACAUGACAAGGGAGUGGUGUAGCUUAGACCCUGUCAGCACAGGCCAAUAAACCCAGCCUGGGGAUGGCAAAAAAUGGGGGGGGGGGCUUCUAACAGCUCCUGCCCCUGAAGCAACAUCUGCAUUUCCCCUUCUGAAAUAGGCUAUUUGAGAAUUGCACUAUUCAUGAUUCUUUCAUUUUAAUGCGUUUGGCAGCUGCUUGCGAGUGAACGGCUGCCCCGGCUGUGGCGUAAUUCCCAUUGGGCAAAGUGGGCAGAUGCCCAGGGUGCCCACUUGUGGUGGGCACCAAAAAUGCAGGUUCGUUUGUGGGUUUUUACUAUUUUCAGUGUUUUUCUCUGUUUUUGGCCUGA
Molecule: messenger RNA, 1484 nt
Organism: Sphaerodactylus townsendi
Lineage: Eukaryota; Metazoa; Chordata; Lepidosauria; Squamata; Sphaerodactylidae
Product: collectin-43-like
Exons: 5
Coding region: 48-809 (253 amino acids)
Source: RefSeq, a predicted model, not a curated record